AUGGGGAGCCGCCCCACCCCUAGGCUCCAUAGAAACACAUCUGCAGGAUACCGAUUGCCCGCGACUAAGAUGCCAGCCUCAGUCUCCCCGGCUGCUGCACACGGCCCUGUGAAGCUCAGGAGUCAUAUUGGCGGCCCCCAGGAGCCCCAGGUUGCGAAGGUCGAGCGGGGGACCGCGGGAGCGCAUGGCGUGCAGCAGGACCAGCUGUGGAUAGAGCUCCUGGAGGCCGAGCGGAGGAGCCAGCAGCGCUGGGCUCAGAAUUGGAGUUUCCUGAAAGACUAUGAUCUGAUGGGCAAUAAGAAGGAGCACCCGACGUUGCCAGAGUAUGUGCCUCUCUUCUCAGACACAGUUCCUAACUCCACAAACCAGGUUGUGGGCAGCAGGAUGGACACACCUCUGGGGAAAAUGCUCAUAAACAUGGACUUCUUCUUCGUGGAAGGAGUUCGGAAGAAGAAGCUUGAAGAAGAGCUACAGCCCAUCUAG
This is a messenger RNA of Orycteropus afer afer, 483 nucleotides long. RefSeq names its product chromosome unknown C2orf50 homolog (gene CIMIP5). The transcript is spliced from 3 exons. Lineage: Eukaryota; Metazoa; Chordata; Mammalia; Tubulidentata; Orycteropodidae. Bases 1 to 483 code for a protein of 160 amino acids. The record is from RefSeq and is a predicted model, not a curated record.